Molecule: messenger RNA, 1767 nt
Organism: Penicillium odoratum
Lineage: Eukaryota; Fungi; Ascomycota; Eurotiomycetes; Eurotiales; Aspergillaceae
Gene: sidI
Product: putative long-chain-fatty-acid-CoA ligase
Exons: 4
Coding region: 1-1767 (588 amino acids)
Biological process (GO): fatty acid metabolic process
Molecular function (GO): medium-chain fatty acid-CoA ligase activity
Source: RefSeq, a predicted model, not a curated record
AUGGCUACCUCCAGGAGUGUUCAACGGCUGCAGCAGACACUGUCGCAUGUCCAGCCGACGUCGGCCUCGAAGCCGAUCCAGCUGUCGAUUGUCGCGGGGCCAACCCAGCCUGCGCUGCUGGACAUUACCCUUGGCGAGCUACUGACUAUUCAAGCACUACAGUAUGGUAACUAUGAGUGUCUUGUUUUCCCCUGGACUGGAGCGCGUUGGACAUAUGCCAACUUGAAGGAUGAGGCGGAUCGUCUUGCGCGGGGUAUGUUGGCGAUGGGUGUCCAGAAAGGUGAUCGCGUUGGCAUCAUGGCAGGUAAUUGCGAGCAGUACAUCUCCGUCUUUUUCGCCGCUGCCCGUGUUGGCGCUAUCUUGGUCGUGUUGAACAAUACAUACACCCCAUCAGAGCUAUACUAUGCGCUCAACCACUCGGGUUGCAAAGUUCUGUUCAUGACACCUCGCAUUGGACGCCAUAAUCUCGAAGAAGUGCUAGUUGAGCUAGGCCCCAGCCCCAAGGAGAACGAAACCUCGAAAUCCCUGGAGGAGAUUGUUAUUCUACGCGGUGGAUACCAAGAUUUCCCGACUUACGACGAAAUCAUCGCUCGCGGCGCUUCGCAGCCUGCGCAUUUGCUUCAGGACCGUGAGGCUGAAUUGCGACCGGAUGAUGUGUGCAAUCUCCAGUUCACCAGUGGCUCAACGGGCAACCCCAAGGCUGCCAUGUUGACGCACCAUAACUUGGUCAACAACUCGCGAUUUAUUGGAGAUCGCAUGAGACUGACUUCUUUCGAUAUCCUCUGCUGCCCGCCGCCACUCUUCCAUUGCUUCGGGCUAGUCCUGGGUAUGUUAGCAGUCGUCACUCACGGGUCUAAGAUUGUUUUCCCCAGCGAGACAUUCGACCCCAAAGCCGUCCUACAUGCUAUCUCAGACGAGAAGUGCACUGCGCUACACGGCGUGCCAACCAUGUUCGAGGCGAUUCUCAGUAUUCCCAAACCCCACAACUUAGAUACCUCAAAUCUGCGAACCGGUAUCAUCGCGGGUGCUCCCGUACCCCGUCCAUUAAUGAAGGCUCUCUUGGAGGACCUCAACAUGAGAGAAUAUACCAGCAGCUACGGUCUGACCGAGGCAUCACCCACCUGUUUCAAUGCUUUUACGACUGACAGCAUCCACACCCGACUGACUACUGUGGGCAAGGUUCUGCCUCACGCCCGUGCUAAGAUCGUCGAUUCCAAGGGCAACAUCGUUCCAGUGGGCCAGCGCGGCGAGCUCUACAUGGCCGGAUACCAGCUCACAAAGGGUUAUUGGAAUAACGCGGAGAAAACAGCCGAGACACUGGUUACCGAUUCUGAAGGUACUGUAUGGUUGAAGACUGGUGACGAGGCAUCGUUCAACGCAGAAGGCUAUUGCACCAUCACUGGCCGCUUCAAAGACAUCAUCAUCCGCGGUGGCGAGAACAUCUAUCCUCUCGAGAUUGAAGAGCGAUUGACUGCCCACUCCGCAAUCGAGCUGGCAUCCGUUGUCGCAAUCCCAGACCAGAAAUACGGCGAAGUUGUCGGUGCAUUCAUUCAGCUAUCUGCUGGCAAGACCCGACCUUCGGAUGAAGAUCUCCGUGCCUGGACUCGCGAGACGCUUGGUCGUCACAAGGCACCGCAAUACGUGUUCGUAUUCGGCGAGGAUGGCGUACCUAGCACUGUGCCCAUAACGGGCAGCGGAAAGGUUCGGAAGGUGGAGCUACGGCAGAUGGCGAUGGAGGCAUUGAGUCAGCGCGCCAAGACGGCGUAG